Phlebotomus papatasi is the source of this 7791-nucleotide messenger RNA. RefSeq names its product ion transport peptide-like (gene ITP). Gene Ontology annotation, molecular function: neuropeptide hormone activity. Gene Ontology annotation, biological process: circadian rhythm. The coding region runs from base 132 to 458 and encodes 108 amino acids. NCBI's taxonomy places the organism in Eukaryota, Metazoa, Arthropoda, Insecta, Diptera, Psychodidae. Gene Ontology annotation, cellular component: extracellular region. The record is from RefSeq and is a predicted model, not a curated record. The transcript is spliced from 3 exons.
GCUGGUCGGAGCAUCUUGGUGUUGCAAAAACAGUGUUCUAGAGAAUCCAAGUGAAGGAUAUAGGGAUCUUGAAGCCAUAUAGUACUGAACUUUUCUAGUGGAAUUUAUUACAAGGAAUAUUUCUUAAAAAUAUGUGUUCCAAAAAUCUCUUCUUCUCAUUGGCACUCAUACUUGUUCUGGUUCCAAUGAUCGUGUCCUUCCCGAGGCAUCACACCCUUGCCAAGAGGAGCACCUUCUUCGAUAUCGAAUGCAAAGGUGUCUUCAACAAAUCCAUCUUCUUCCGACUGGACAGGAUCUGCGAAGAUUGCUACUCACUGUUCCGGGAACCUCAGCUUCAUUCACUUUGCAAAGAUAAAUGUUUUGACAAUGAAUAUUUUAAUGGAUGUGUGGAGGCUCUGCUCCUGGAGGAGGAGUUAGAAAAGUUCAUCAAGUGGAGAGAAUUGCUGGGCAGGAAAUAAAGAGAAAAAUAAAGAGAAAAAAAUAACCAAGUGAAAAUAAAAUACCACAGCAGAAGAAACACUUAAAAAAAAUGAUGAUAUAGAUACGUUUCAAUUGAUAACAUUACGCAUCAUGAUAUUAUGUACAUAUUAUGUAUAAUUUUACAUUAGAUAACAUCUAGUCUCAGUGCUAAAUUAUUUUUUAGUCUUUAUGGGGAGUACUUUGAGAGAACAAAAAGAAAAAACAAAAAACAAAUACGUGGAAAUCGAUGGGGGAAAAUUCUUCAUAAGUUUCUAAUUGUAAGUUACUUUUUUUUUGUUUGUGAGGGGGAGGAAAAGGGGAGAAGCACCCUCAGAAAAAAAUUAUUACAAUUUUUUUUAAAGGAGGGGGUGAUGGGAUAAACGAUGAAAAUUCCUCCGUCAUAUCAGAAAAUAAAAGUCACUUGUGAGGAUGAAGGGUGAAAAACUUUCGCGUUUUUAGUGAAAAUUUGGCUGGAAUUUUCACAGCAAAAGUACCCUUCCUCUCUUCAAUCUCACGAGCUAGUGAAAAAAAUUAAAAAGAAAAUAGAGAAAAAAACUAAAAACAGAAUUUGAGCGGGUGAUGGAAAUAUUUUCAUCAAUUUUUUUUAUUUGUAAUUAUUGUUUUCUUCAAUUUUCCUUUUUUAUAAUAAAAAGUUGAAAAAUAUGAAAAAAAAUAUCUCGUUAUUCAAGAACGCGCUUCUUUGAAAUAAAUUACAGCAGGAAAAGUGGUGGUAUGAUUGAAAGCAUUCGGAUUAAUCGCAUAUACGGUAAUGAGUCCGAAAAUUGGUUUGACACUCCUGUCAAAAUUAAAUAUUUUCUAAAUUCUGAAUACAGAUUUUUCGAAACACUUCGAAAAUAUUGAUGGCCGUUUGUUACGCCAUCUUGGAGCCGCUUUUUCUUAUUCUUUUAUGACUACAUGGAUCUGUUUGAAUCCGACAGACGUAAAAAUUAAAAUAAAGAAGAAGAAUGUCAGUUUAAGAAAAUGUCACUUUAAUGAAUUUGAACAAAGUUAACAAAUUAUUGAAAAUUUAUUUUCUGAAACAAUAGUGUAACUUUUCCGGAAAAAACUGUAAAAACUAUACAUAAUUUCAGAAAAAAAAUCUUGAGGGUAUUGAAAAUUUGUGUAAACUAACCUUAUAAAAUACUUUUAACAAUUAUGGACGUGAUAUAAUUUUGAAAAAGAAACGAUAAAAACUUAGAAAAGUCCACCAACAGAAACAGUAAACGUUUAUCCGAAAUUUGGCUGAUCAGUACCGAAAUUAACAGAUAAGAAUCCAUGAGAGAAGGAGGAUUUUCGACUAUUUUGUGUUUAAUAGCUGUCACACGAAUAUCGCAAAGCCGAAUAUUAAAGAGCUCUAUUAUUAAUUCAUUCCUAAAUUUUUUGAAUUGGUGCUUUAUUUAGGCGAAAAUAUAUAAUAUUUUAUCGGAAAUAGAGUAAAAAGCGUUUGACACUUAAUUGAAAAUGCUAGAAAUAAUGUCCAAUGGUAAAUUUCCCCUUAAUUUUUCACCCAUUUAAGGUCUUAUAGCAGUUGUAAUAAGAUUAAAAUGACCCUAUGAAAAGUUUGAGGUUAAAUCAGAAGGAUCUAAGUUGAAAUAAUUGGGAUUUAUACAAUUAUUAAUAAAAGCAAAGGCGUAAUUUCAUGAAGGAAUUUAGCCUAGAUCAAAAUGUUAGUAAACGUUACUAAAUUAUUAUCAAAAUAUUGAAACCAAGGUUUCAGUUUUUCAAUCUGUUACAUCUGUCACACCUCAUCUUGAGGUAUUCAGCGCUUUAAUUUGACUGUUUCUUAGCUAUACAGAAUGUUUUUGCUCAAUUCAGCGCUUUUAAAUCUUAUUUGGUAAAAUCUAAAAACCACUAGUUUUGAAUUCAGCGCUUUUAUCUUCGUUCCUUAAUACACGUUCUUGAGAAGAUUAAUCAACGUUAUGAAUUUAAUUUAAACCCAGUAAAUAGUAUAACAAUCUUCAGCUAAAUUUAAAAGCAUUAAGAAUUUAUAUAGCUAAAAAAUUUUCAGUAGAGGUAAAGAAGGCAUCCGCGAUUAUCUUUAAAAAUAAAAGGAAAGACUAGAACAAAUUUGAUAUUGCCGUUUCAGCUUAAUUAUUCUAAAAUUUGUUGCAUUAUGACUUUGAAAAGUUCAAAGAAAUUUAAGAGUUUUAAAAUAUAUUAAGAUCAGAGAAAACUGGAAAGCUAAAGUUUUGAAGAUUUAUAACAGAAUUGAUAGCCUCGCUUUUUUAUUAAAGAAGGUUUAAAAAGUCAAAUAGCUUAUUUAUCUUCGAAAGAAAGCUUCGGUGUUCAAUCCAGCACAGGGAGAACUUUGUUAUUCAACAGAUUAAAAAUGUAGUACUAAAGCGCUGAAUACUCUAAAAAUUGCAUUUCAGCGCUUUAUUUGACUAUACAAGGAAGUUCCUUUAGUUAUUCAUUGUUUUUGUCACUAUUUCCGCUAAUUAGAGAUUAAUUGUUAUUUCUGGGCAAUCUAUCUUCCUUAUGAAAUAAAAUAUCUCUAUAAAAUGCAAAUCUUAAUGUAGUUUGCAACAAAAUGGUCCAUUAAAAUAGAAUUCAGCGCUAUGAAAAUCAAUUUAGAGACCUCAAUUCCUUUUUAAUAUUCCUUUAUUGACAUUCAGCACCCUCUUCUGCUUCUCCUAUUUUAUGUAAGGCUGUCGGACUCACUCGGGUCCAUAUAGCCACAUUCAGUACCUUAUUCUUAAUUUUUAAAUACUUUUGAAGGCGCUGUCAUUCAAUUCAACGCAUUAAAAUGCGUCAUUUAAAUUACUUCAAGUACUUUUUCUGUCAUUCGAAUUAAUUUAAGAACAAUUAAUUCAUGUAAUAUACAAUUCACUUUACUAGUUUUUUUUGGAAAAUAAUUAAUAAAUCGAAAGUUUUCUUUGAUUUCAAUUACACAUAGUAAAAUAAAUUUUAAACAAUUUGAUAGAAGGGAGUCUCAGACCUUCUAUAUAAUUUGGAAGUAACCAAUAUUUCAAUAACUGAUUGUUUGCAGAUGAUUUGAUUAAAAAAGUAAAUGUCAUCACUUACCUUCGAUAUUAAUUACAAUUAUUGUUAACUUUUAUCGUGUUAUAGAAAUAACACUACUUUAAGAAGGAUAAAGCUUAAUCCAAGUCUCUCUUUGUCAAUUAAAUUACUUUGGAUUAAUGAAAAUGGAGGUUGAAUCCGAGUUGUUUUGUUCGGAUUGAGCGCAUUGGCAAUUGUAUGCGAUAGUAUCGAAUAGUUCAGUCAUGCUACCACAGCCACCAGAAAAAAGUUCAAGAGAAGAAAACCACAAGAAUAACCACAAAAUGUAUAGAUUUGUAAGCCACCACAUUCCUACUAGAGCAGUAUUUAAUGGUUUGUUUUAUAAAUUCAAUGGGGAUUAAAUCAUUUCUAUUCGAAAGUUCGUGUGCAGAAAAAUUCAAAAUAUUUGCUGGAAUUUAGACGAGGGCACAAAGUAGUUCACACCAAGCACACUUCAGGAGCAAAGAAACAAAUAAGAAUGCAUUUAAAAUUUAAUACUCAUUUAUAUAUUUUUUUCUAAUUUAUUAUAAUUUCUCUUUAAAUUGAUCACUUACAUUUUUUUUCACAUCGGCACCGAUUCCUAUAAUUUUUUUUUGUUUAAAAUCUAAAUUCCAUGCUCUAUCGAAUGGAUCGAUCUCAUUCUUAAACCCAAGUUCUUUCACGAGAUCCAACCAUUGGAUAGAGCCCACCCAAAAUGAUAAGAGAUAUCAACGAAAGAACAAAGUUAAAAAAUUGUCAGUUCCUGAGCCAAUUUAUACAAUUGAUAUAACUUUUUUUUAAUAUUGAGAAAAGAGAAGAUAAGAGAAAAAAAAGAACAGCAUAUUUUUGCAUGUGAAAGAAAAGAUAUUUAUAUUAUUGAUAUAAUACAUAAGAUGAAUACAAUUUUGUAAAUAAUAAUUAUUAUUAAAUGUCAGCAUUCAAAAUGUGAUUGAGUGUUUUAUUUAUUUAUGUUUCUCAAUCGCAUCUACAUCACUUCCUUUCCCUAUCCAUCCUUCCCUUUUGUUCUAUUUAUACUUAUUAUGUCCCUCUCUAAAUCCUCUCCAAGGUAUUUUGUUCUAAGGAUUCUACAGAUUAUCAUUGUCAGUUUGAAGUGGGAUAUUUUUGAGCUUUCUGCGAGGGAGUCUUCUAAGUAAUCUCAGGUAGGUUUCUAGCUGUCAAAAGUAGCGUGAGGAAAGUCAAUUCUCUGCGAUUUGAUUGGCUGGAGCAAUUCAACCAAUCAGCGAAUGACAGACCGUUUAAUAAGAGACAAAAGGUUAUGUUGCAAAACUAAUUUUUUUUUAAUGUUGUGUUUUAUUUAGCAUCAAAGAAUGAUCUUUGAAAAUUAAAAAAAAAAAAAUGGCUCCACUAAUAAGCUCCAUUAAUGAAGUAACUCCAUCUAACUCUAACAAAAUGUGUCUUAAAUCUAAGAGGUUAGGACAGGUAUUAGGGGAAGUGCGCCAAAUUUCGGCCAGCUUCUAAUUUCGGCCACUUUGAGUGUAAUUUCGGCCAUGCAAAUAAAUAAAUUAAAAUUAUGAGUGUAAUCUUCGAAUAGUCAAUAAAUUAAUUUUGCUUUUAACCCUCUAAGGCCGAUUGGAACACCGGUGUCCCAUAAAGAAAAUAAUUUUUCCUGACUACCUAGAGUUAAUUCUUUCUUAUGUUUGUAUGUAAUUGUAAACUAGAAGGUUGAAGGAAUCUAGAAUAUUUUUUGCAAGUCUCUCUAGCUAUUUGCUAUUUAAUAAAUAUUUAGCUAAAAAAUUGCGAAUUUUUAAAUUCUCAAAUUCAUAAUUGAUUUUAUUUAUUUUUUAUACUUCCAAUUUUUUUUUUUAAGCAAAAUCCUUUUGGCAAUAAAAACUACAAUACUCAUACGUAAUAUUUUUCAUGAAAGCGAAAAAUAUUAUUCAUUGGUAUUGUCAGAAAAAUUACUUAAAUUUUUGGGCUAUUUUUGUCCCUAUCGUUCAUAGAAGCACAAAAUACACCGAAUCACUCUGUUGGACUUUCCAAGGUUAGAUAUAAGACUUAUCAUUGAUUAUGUUUCUCAGUUUAAUUUUUAUUGUUGAUUUUCAGUCCGUAAAAAGUGUCUCGUUAAAGGGUUAAAUAUUUAUUCAUUUUAGGAUGUAUUAACACGAAGACCGUUUAAUUUUAGGUAUAAUUUGAAUUUAAAUUGCGUUGUUGUUAAAGCUCAGUAUGGAAAGAGUCUUACAAAAAAUGUGACAGAUCGAUUGUGUUUAUCGAUCUAUCGGUGAGAUAGUGUUGCCUAUUCCGGCAACAUCUUUUGCUUUCCUACAUUUUUUACUCAUUUUAUGUUCUUUUUUUUCAAUUUCUGAGUUCUACAAUGUCUCGAGAAAAAAACUAUCGCUUCUAUGAAAAAGAUGAUGUGAAAAUGCCUUGAAAGAGUUCAGGAAGGGCAAAUUGCUACGGGAACUUGCGCGUAAAUCUUAGAUGCUACUCUUCAGGUCUUCAGGACAAAUUACACGGAAGAUCUUAGGGUUUGUGGGUCAUAUAAACGUAUUAAAAUAAAUAUUAAACUCGUUUGACGUUUUGAAAUUUUCUAUCCGUUGCGUCACAAAAUGUGGUCAGAAAAAAGGUGGCCGGAAUUUCACUCAAAGUGGCCGGAAUACUACCCAAAGCAAUGCCCAUAUUUUUAUAAAUUUUUAAAUAUUUUAGGAAGUGAUUUAAAGAAAACAAAGAUGAUAAACUAGUUUUCAAGGUUCCACACAACCUUCCCGAAAAGGAAGUAACAAAAAAUAUCAAUAUGAAUUAAUAUAUUGUAUUUUAAACUUAGGACUUCGGUGCUUAUAUGCAACUAUGCCGAAAUUAGGCACACUUACCCUAUUGUGGUCUGGAAAGAGUUAAUACUUGAAAAUUUGUCGUCCAAAUACUCAACACAGUGUACCAAAAACUUCAAGGAAAAUAUUAAAAAAAAAAAAAACAAUAAUGACUUAUGCAAGAUUUGAAACCGAACUUUUCGAGAACGGGCUCAUCAUUUUAUUAAGUUUCAUUCUAUGGGAAAAUUCACGCUCAAAAAUCUUGAUAUCAAAUCCUGUCAAUGCUAAAUUUUUUAAUGAGAAUUCAUCUUGAUUUUCACACUUUUCAAUAUUUUUUGUCAACUUCCAAAGACUUCUAAGGAUAUCCAGAGCUUAUUUCAUCUGUUAGCUCCUUUAAAAUAUUUUCAUUGGAAACGUAAAAACGUUUUGCUCUGUAGGUUAUAUUAUUUUUGAGGUUAUCCAUUGGUAAAAGUUAAUACUUGCAACAAAACCUUUCGUCUUCAGAUCUAUCUGUAAGAAAUUUCCUGUCAGUGAGUGUGAGAGCUUUAUAUGAACUUCUUUGUACUUGAAAUACUUGAAAGUAAAGCUUAUAAAAAAAAAGUUUACAAAAGGUUUGUCAAAUUUUGUUAAUUCUUCAUAAAAAAGACAACAAGUUUUGUCAAAACUCCGACCAAUAAAAUCUUAUUGAUCAAACGUUUGACAAAAAUUUUCCGAAUUUUGUUUCAACGGAAAUCUACAAACUUAAAAAAAAAAUGACAAACAUCGUUAAAAGCGUGUUUUUUGUUAAUCGACUGUAUCGAUUUGAGAUUAUUUAGUCUCGGUUUUAUCUCUGUGCUUUCUUUUCAUUUCAUCAGACUUCUAUUUAAAAAAAAUCUUCAGUCUUUCAAUCCAGUUUUUUUUAUAAUAUUAGUUUAAUUAUUUCAUUUUAAUGUGGGAGGGAAUGGCCGUAUAUUCUACAUCGACUCCAAAUAUCUUCAAAGUAUCACUUUAAUUUUUUUGUUAAAAUAUUAAGCAAAUUAAGUUCAAAAGCUUUUAUCUCACGAAAGAUAAAAUAUUGAAAAAUUUCACAAAACAAUUUUAAAAAUAUAUUUUUUUGAUUUUUAAUAAUUUUUAUUAUUUCUUUUAUUUCCAUAUCAUAUUUUUCCAAAUUUUCCAUAUCUUUCUGAAAAAAAUCUAUCACAGUAUAGAAAGCAGAAAGAUAUUUGGAUAAUAAUUCCAGUAAAUACAUUUAUUUUAUUCACAAUAAAAUUUAUAAAAUUUGAAGAAAAAAAUUGAUCAUGUUUAAAAUUUCGAGCGCAAUCGUUUCGAGGCUGGAAAAAAGAUGAACUACGACUAAAAAAAGCAAUAAAAGUCUAAAAAGUCGGGAAAAGCCGAAAGUCUCAGAGAAACUCGCGAGUUUUGCAAAGAGAAAAAAAAGUAAAUAAAAACUUUUCUCAUGGAAUUUGCAUGAUUCGAGCAUCCUUGAAUCACGCCACAAACUGCGCCAUUAUUUUCAGCAUGGAACUGCAGUCAAAAUUGCCCAACGAUUGCCCUCGAAAUCAAAAUAAAAUUUCUAAAAACAAAAAAAAGAAAGAAAACUUCCCGGGAA